AAGCAUUCUUUUCUUUCCAAAAUGAGUUUGAGAGAGCUUUUCUUUUAUUGGCAACAAAACUUACAGAAGCAACGACACGACAGCGGUUUGCGUACAAGCGGCCGGUAAUUUUAUUCUGAUUAGAUAUAAGCAUGGCUUGGAAUAGGAAAAUAUUUUUUUCCAUAUUUGCCUUGAUUCUAUUUUGUACAACAUGCAGUUCUCUGACUCCAUCAACUUUUUUAACUAAUGCUGAUCAACAAAGACUGAAAAAAGUCUUAACAUCAGCUUUUCCUUUGAAUGAUCUUACUACAGCACACUAUGCAGUUCUUGGAUAUACACUUCUAAAGGAAAAAUUGCCUGAAGACCCAUGUAAAUUCUUUGAUUCUAAAAUUGACAAAAAGAAAUUAGAUACUGUUUUUCAUGCUUCAAGUGGAAGUAAAUUGCUGCCUAAUUGCAAGUUGACUGUUACUGGCUUACAACAAACAUUAGAUGCUGCUAUUUCCGAAGAUUCUUCAAUGCAGGAUAUAUACUAUGCUGUAUUGUCUUUGCAUAACCUUAAUCUAAAAAUUGACUCUACAAAGGUAGCAAAAGUAAUUACUGCUCUUCUAAAGCGAGAUGAUAGUGUUGUAAACCUUGGCUAUGCCUUUAAUGUUGCUUCCGUGCUCCAAAAAGAUUUUAAACCAUUUUUUGAAAGAGUUGAAGAUGCUGUUGUUCAAGCUGAUGAAGUGGAUGGGAAAUACUUACAAUUUGAAGGUGGAUUGGGUAUUACAGCCACCACUAUUAUUGGUGUUUAUAAACUUGCUGACGUAGUUAAAGCUGCUCCAGCAAUGACUGCGGAUCAAGCUAUUAAGUUUGCUAAUUAUUUCUUGAGCAGAAAAUUCGUACAAACUGUUAAAGGAGCUGCUCAACUUCUUGAUGUUCUAAGAGUAUUUACAACAAACAAAUAUCACAUUCCUGUUGCCGUGACCCUUGCCAGUAAUAGUGCCUUAUCUGAUGAAAAUCCAAAUAUUCAAGUACGCAUUACAAAUGUAUUAGGAGUUUCACUUGGCCCUCUAACCGUCACAGUGGACGCUGCUAAAAGGCUUGGUGAUGAUGCUGUUGUUAUGAGCAAAAAGGCAUUUCAACCUGUCAAAGGCAGCAACAUAUUGUACACUUUGAACUUUAUGGAUAUCAAGCCUCUACGAGGAUUUUAUACUGUUUCAAUAAAUGCUGUUCCAAAUAAAGCAGAUCCUAAAUUGAUUGGAAAUACUGGAGCACAAAUUAGCGUGAAGGUUAUGACUGAGGUGACUGUUGAAGCAGUAGAAAUUGCAACAGCUUUUACUGAUCAAGUAUCUUCAGCAAAAUCCACCAGCAUUGCAUAUCCAAACGAAAAUGUAAACCUUGAUGUGGAUGUUCACCAAAAAAUAUCUUUGAAAUUUUCUUUAAAAGACAAAAAUGCAAAAUCACCAAUGAUUGCUCAUCAGGCAUUUGUGAUGUUUGUUAAUCAGAAGACAAAACAAGAAGUAGUAUUCCUUGCAGAACCAGAAUCUUCAAGUGGUGGUUACAAAUUUGAUUUAGAUGUUAAAUUAAAAGAAAAAGACUUCCAGUUUGCUUCUGGUGUGUAUGAUAUGAAUUUGAUUAUUGGAGAUCAUGUUUUGAAGAAUCCAUUUAUGUGGAAAUUGGGAGAAGUUAAAUUUACCUUUACACCUACUGGUCCAGCUCCUGCUUAUGAAAGCCCAUUUGAACCAAAGCCAGAAAUUAAACAUAUGUUUAGAGAAAAAGAAAAAAGACCACCAUCAGUUGUUUCUAACACAUUUUCUGUCUUAUGUGCUGCACCUUUAUUAUUGUUAUUCAUUUUGUGGAUCAAAUUAGGAGCCAACCUGUCCAAUUUCCCAUGUUCAAUAUACGCUGCAGGUUUCCAUUUAGGACUUGCAUCUAUUUUUGCACUCUUCGUUUGCUUCUGGUUGCAACUGGACAUGUUUAGCACUUUGAAAUACCUUCUAGGAUUGGGUCUUCUUACUUAUUUAUCAGGUCAUCGAUUGCUCAGUAAAUUAGCUGCAGAAAAAUAAAAAAGUCAUUCCUUCACACUUUUUGACAUCUAUUCAUCUGAAGAGACUCGGUUGUUGCUGCAAAGCAGUGUUUUGAUACAUUUCAGAUGUCAAAAUUUGUGGACUCAGUACAAUACUUAUAAUAAGUGGUCUGUAAAAAGAAGGAUCAAAAUAAAUGUGUUUUUUUAUACAAA
Molecule: messenger RNA, 2200 nt
Organism: Argiope bruennichi
Lineage: Eukaryota; Metazoa; Arthropoda; Arachnida; Araneae; Araneidae
Gene: OstDelta
Product: dolichyl-diphosphooligosaccharide--protein glycosyltransferase subunit 2-like
Exons: 18
Coding region: 132-2027 (631 amino acids)
Biological process (GO): protein N-linked glycosylation
Cellular component (GO): membrane; oligosaccharyltransferase complex
Source: RefSeq, a predicted model, not a curated record